Molecule: messenger RNA, 947 nt
Organism: Pangasianodon hypophthalmus (striped catfish)
Lineage: Eukaryota; Metazoa; Chordata; Actinopteri; Siluriformes; Pangasiidae
Gene: selenok
Product: selenoprotein K
Exons: 5
Biological process (GO): endoplasmic reticulum calcium ion homeostasis; calcium ion transport
Cellular component (GO): Golgi apparatus; endoplasmic reticulum membrane
Source: RefSeq, a predicted model, not a curated record
CUCAUUUCCGGACUAACGCACCAAUAAGAGCGUCGUGCGCGCGCCAACGUAAUACCGGAUGCGGAACUAAAUGAUCCGCAUAACAACAACACAGCGGCAGUAAGAUGGUGUACGUGUCCAACGGUCAAGUCCUGGACAGUAGGACACGGUCGCCAUGGAGCCUGUCUUUCCUGAGCGAUCUCUUUUGGGGUAUAGUGGAGUUCAUCGGCCUGUUCUUUCAGACCCUCGUCCAGCCAGAUCUGUCAAAAGACGGGACUCAAACUUCAUCGUCACGCUUCAGUGAUGGAAGAGGUCCUCCUGGUUUUCCUGGACGGAGACGUAUGGGCAGGAUAAACCACGGUGGAGGCCCAAGUCCUCCUCCAAUGGGUGGUGGAUGAGGAAGGUAAACGCCUGCACUUUGUUGCAGGCGUAGAGGGGUGUGAUGUGUUGAUCCAUGACUGAGCACUGCUCAUAAUGAGCUCUCCAACACAGAGAGCUGGACCGGGGAAGAUGUCUUAGAUGAACACACACAAACACGUUGCACCCUUCAUCGUCAUGCUGCUUCUGCGUUGCAGAUUUUUGAUGCUGCUCUGGGAAUUCCUACUCUUAGGGGCCAGAGUGGUUGAACUCAGCAGCAAUGCUUUUUCUUUUCUUUCUUUCUUUUUUAAAUAAAGUUACAUGCUGAAGGAUGUGGUAAAAUGUGUAUGAAUUUCAGAGUUUUGUCAUUAAAGUAAUAAAGUUGUCAUAUGGAUUGUCAAUGGAUUGCUGGUGGGGUGUUUUUUUUUUUUUGUAUGGGGGGAAAACUAAUACAAGGCACAUUUUAAUGGGAUGUACAAAUGUGAUCUUUAGUGGUACAAACGGUUUAUUUUAUGAUUAAAUUCUGAGUGGACUUUUUUUCUUUGUAACUUCAAGUUGGUCUGUUUUCACUUUACCCUCACUUCUUUCUAAAUAAAGAGAGUGAUGCAGCA